Penicillium verhagenii is the source of this 1059-nucleotide messenger RNA. RefSeq lists its product as uncharacterized. NCBI's taxonomy places the organism in Eukaryota, Fungi, Ascomycota, Eurotiomycetes, Eurotiales, Aspergillaceae. Bases 1 to 1059 code for a protein of 352 amino acids. The transcript has 6 exons. The record is from RefSeq and is a predicted model, not a curated record.
AUGGGUGAAAUCGAUUUGAACGCAUCCCGGGUUACGACAGUGACCGUGUGUUAUUCCAUUCCGAUUCCGAUCAUGAUAAUAUGUACCGGGCUACGACUUUUCGUAAAACUACGACCCUCGUCUAAAAAUGUUAUCGCUUUUGAUGAUAUGAUGAUCAUCUUCGCUACAUCAAUAUCCGUUGGUCUGUGCAUAAGUGGCUUAGUAUAUGGUCCACCUUAUGGCUUUGGUCGGCACGCAGCUGCGCUCUCUACCCAAGACAUUGAAGAUUUUUUACGGGGUGAUUAUGUUUUUAGUCAUUUCUACGACUGGGCUAUCGCAAGCAUCAAGCUAGCGAUCCUUUCUCUAUACUAUCGCAUCUUUAGCACUGUCGUCUUCCGCCGAGUGGUGAUUGGCACCGCUAUCUUCGUCGUGCUUUGGCUCGCGGCCAUGGAAAUUGGUCUCGGACUACAAUGCAUCCCCGUUCAAAAGGCCUGGGAUGCAAGUAUAAAGGGUACUUGUCUCAAUCUGGUGGCUUUUUCAUACUUCACCAAUAUCACCAAUUUGAUCACCGACAUAUGGGUAUUCUUGCUCCCACUACCGAUCAUAUUCAAACUACAUGUUACGCGACGGCGGAAGUUCGAGCUUGCAGGAGUUUUUGCCAUCGGUCUAUUCACAUGUGGUGUAACUCUUGCCCGUUUAACAGUCGUCGUCUCCCAAGGAUCGGCAGAUUUUAUGUGGUCCGGAGUUCCUCUUGGAAUUCUGUCGAUAUACGAGCCUCUUUGUGGCAUAAUUUGUGCAAACAUUCCUUUCCUCUACAAGCUGGGAACUACGGCCGUCAAGAGAGUUCUUUCCUAUAGAUCAUCCCAGGCAGGCGAUUCCAAUGCCACCCCACAUGACUCGGAAAGGAAAAGACGGACUGGAAGCAUGCAGAGCGAAUGGCUCGCGCUGUCCAAGGCAGCCAAAACCUAUUCAGCGACUGUCAGUGAGAGUCGGUCGUAUGCCAACCCGGAAUCAAGAUUGUCGGCGGAACGAUCGUGGUCAAUAUCGCAUCCGGAGGCACAAGAGAUAGAGGAUUGUUGA